UGACGUCACUCAGGCGCCGGGCGCUUCCGUUCGAGCGUCGGUCCUCCGCCGGGUCUGGCGAGCUGGCUUGAGAAAUUUGGCUUCUUCCGUCGCCAUGGCGGACAUGGAGGAGCUUUUCGGCAGCGACGCCGACACCGAGCCGGAGCAGAAAGAUUCCGAGUCGGGUUCUGAGUCAGAUUCUGAUCAGGAGAAUGCCAGCUCCGCGAGUAAUCUGUCUGGCAGUGAGAGUGACAGAGAUGAGGACCGAGAAGCCUUAAAGCCCAGCAAUAAAGAAUUGUUCGGUGACGACAGCGAGGAGGAUGCUGCUUCUCACCACAGUGGCAGCGACAACCGCUCCGAACGGUCCUACAAUCCCUCGGAAGGUUCAGGGCACUCUGAGCGCGAGGAGAACGACCAGUCAGACAUCGACCAGCACAGUGGUUCAGAAGCUGCCCAUGAUGAGGACGAGGAUGAGGAUCACAGAUCCGACGAAGGGAGCCACCACUCAGAGGUGGACGGAUCUGAAAAAGCACCUUCUGAGGAUGAAAAAUGGGCCAGGGAAGACAAAAGUGAUCAGUCCGAAGAUGAUGAGAAGCUCCAGAAUUCGGACGAUGAAGAGAGACCGCAGCAUUCAGAUGAGGACGAGAAGAACUCGGAUGAUGAAGAGGUGCCUCAGCUGUCAAAUGAUAAAGAGAGGCUGCAAGACUCAGAUGAGGAGAAAAUGCAUAAUUCAGAUGAUGAAGAGAGGCCCCAAGUGUCGGAUGAGGAGAAGCUGCAGAAUUCGGAUGAGGACGAAAGGCCCCGGCAUUCUGACGAAGAACACGUGCGGAACUCAGAUGAUGAACGGCCCCAGCAUUCGGAUGAGGAGAAGCUGCAGAACUCUGAGGAUGAAAGACCCCAGCAUUCUGACGAUGAAGAGCGCAGGCUCUCGGAGGACGAAGAGGAGCAUGAGCAUAAAUCUGAAUCUGCACGAGGCAGUGACAGCGAUGAUGAAGUUAUGCAAAUGAAGCGGAAGAAACCAAUUACUUCAGAUUCCGAAAUGGAUAGCGAUGCAGAAGGGCCGAAAGAUAAUAGGGAUGCGAUGGAUCUGUUUGGAGGAGCAGAUGACAUCUCUUCAGGGAGUGAUGGGGAAGACAAGCCCCCAACUCCAGGGCAACCCAUUGAUGAGAAUGGGCUGAAUGAAGAUCAACAGGAAGAGGAGCCUAUUCCAGAAACACGGAUAGAAGUAGAAAUUCCAAAAGUGAACACAGACCUGGGAAAUGACUUGUACUUCGUGAAGCUUCCCAACUUCCUCAGUGUGGAACCCAGGCCCUUUGAUCCUCAGUAUUAUGAGGAUGAAUUUGAAGAUGAAGAAAUGCUUGAUGAAGAAGGUAGAACCAGGCUAAAACUGAAGGUGGAGAACACGAUCCGUUGGCGGACGCGCCGGGAUGAGGAAGGAAGCGAGAUUCGGGAAAGCAACGCACGGAUAGUCAAAUGGUCCGAUGGGAGCAUGUCUCUGCAUUUGGGGAAUGAAGUCUUCGAUGUGUAUAAAGCACCCUUGCAAGGGGAUCACAACCAUCUCUUCAUCAGACAAGGAACAGGUCUUCAGGGGCAGGCUGUUUUCAAAACAAAACUGACUUUCAGGCCUCACUCGACGGACAGCGCCACACACAGGAAGAUGACGCUCUCACUGGCAGAUAGAUGUUCAAAGACACAAAAAAUCCGCAUUUUGCCCAUGGCUGGCCGGGAUCCAGAGUCCCAGCGCACGGAAAUGAUUAAGAAAGAGGAGGAGCGACUGCGCGCUUCUAUUCGCAGGGAGUCCCAGCAGCGGAGAAUGCGGGAGAAGCAGCACCAGCGGGGGCUGAGCGCCAGCUACUUGGAGCCCGAUCGCUAUGAUGAAGAGGAUGAAGGGGAAGAGGCCAUCAGCCUGGCAGCCAUAAAGAACAGAUACAAAGGGGGAAUAAGGGAGGAGCGCGCUAGGAUUUAUUCUUCAGACAGCGAUGAAGGAUCAGAUGAAGAUAAAACCCAGAGAUUGCUUAAGGCAAAGAAGCUGAACAGUGAUGAGGAGGGUGAGCCUUCUGGUAAAAGGAAAGCAGAAGACGACGACAAGGCAAGCAAGAAGCACAAGAAAUAUGUCAUCAGUGAUGAGGAAGACGAAGAUGAGGAUGCAUAAUGCCAAGCAAGUCCAGAACUUGACUGUAGAUAUUUUUAUACAUAUAUACGGAGAGAGAGACUGCAUGUUCUUUUGCAGCCCAGAUGUAAGUAAAUCCCUUGAGGAUUUUUUCCUUUUUUCCCAUUUUUUGACUAAGGACACCUGCAUAAAUAUCUGUAACCUUAACGCGAAUAAAGCUUCUUGUUGGACCUUUU
This is a messenger RNA of Varanus komodoensis (Komodo dragon), 2325 nucleotides long. It is a transcript of the gene LEO1, whose product is annotated as LEO1 homolog, Paf1/RNA polymerase II complex component. Gene Ontology annotation, biological process: transcription elongation by RNA polymerase II; positive regulation of transcription elongation by RNA polymerase II. The transcript is spliced from 12 exons. Bases 95 to 2131 code for a protein of 678 amino acids. Gene Ontology annotation, cellular component: nucleus; Cdc73/Paf1 complex. The record is from RefSeq and is a predicted model, not a curated record. Lineage: Eukaryota; Metazoa; Chordata; Lepidosauria; Squamata; Varanidae. Gene Ontology annotation, molecular function: RNA polymerase II C-terminal domain phosphoserine binding.